AGGCUUGGCUCCAGUGUCCGCUUUGGGACGCACUCAGCGCGGGGAAAAUGCUGCUCUCCGUACCGCCAAGGACAGCCAUCAACCCCUACAGCGGCUCGUACAACAGCAGGAACAGUAAAAAGCAGCAGUCCUAUGUAUCCUCCGGCCCCCAGAUGGCGCCCCCGAGUCCCAACACUAACAGCAGCAGCACGAGCAGCGCAGGUGGCGAACAACUGAGCAAAACCAACCUGUACAUCCGCGGGCUUCAUCCCGGGACGACCGACCUGGACCUGGUGAAACUCUGUCAACCGUACGGGAAGAUCGUAUCCACCAAAGCCAUCCUGGACAAAACGACCAACAAGUGCAAAGGAUAUGGCUUUGUGGAUUUUGACAGUCCUGCAGCAGCUCAGAAAGCUGUAACGGCUCUCAAGUCCACCGGAAUCCAAGCGCAGAUGGCCAAACAACAGGAGCAGGACCCGACAAACCUGUACAUUUCCAACCUGCCCGUGUCGAUGGAUGAGCAGGAGCUAGAGUCCAUGCUCAAAUCCUUCGGACAGGUGAUCUCCACACGGAUCCUCCGAGACGCCAACGGAACAAGCAGAGGUGUCGGAUUUGCCCGGAUGGAAUCCACAGAAAAAUGUGAAGCCAUUAUUCAACAUUUUAAUGGAAAAUAUAUAAAAACUCCACCUGGAGUUCCAGUGCCGACGGAGCCGUUGUUAUGCAAGUUUGCUGAUGGAGGACAAAAGAAAAGACAAAAUCAGGGGAAAUACCUGCAGAACGGUCGGCCCUGGGUCCGAGACCCUGAUACGGGAGGAAUGACGCUAACGUACGACCCGACAGCCUUACAGAACGGGUUUUAUUCGUCUCCAUACAGCAUCGCUCCGAACAGAAUGAUUGCUCCGACAUCUUUGUCCCCCUACAUGACUUCUCAAGUACCGUCAUACCAGGUUCACAGUCCGUCAUGGAUGCACCACCAGUCAUACCUCAUGCAGCCCGCAGGGGCGGUUUUAACCCCAGCUAUGGAGCACACCAUGUCCAUCCAGCCCACCUCUCUGAUGAGUCCUUUAACCCAGCAGCUCAGUCACCUCUCAUUGGGAAGCGCUGGAACGUACAUGCCUGCAAACACGACUAUGCAAGGGACCUACAUCCCUCAGUACACGCCUGUUCCUCAGUCCAGCGUCUCUGUGGAGGAGAACAGCGGAACCCAGCAACAACUCCCCAUAGAACCCACGGCAGAUCACAGCAACUACACGUACCAGCACAGCAAGUAAAGCUAAGGACAUGUGAUGUGUUGCGGCGGUGUGAUGCGGCGUGUUGCUGCAGUUAACGGCGGUUUGUCCGUGAGGUGAUUAAUUUUACCGCUGAUGUGCAGAACCAGAGACACAGAUAGACCCGGUUAAAAAAAAUGGAUAAAAACACGGAUGAACAAAGCAACAGGUUUUUUUUUUUGUAGAGUAGAAAUUCAAAACGGACAUCACUCAUCUUUCACUCUCCGAAAGAACUUCAGCCAGAGGUGGGAGAUUUCAGAGAAGGAGCUUUUCUAUUUUGAUAACAAAAGAAAAAAAAAGUAAAAACAAUAAUAAUAAUUGCUAAAAGAGUGAAGAAAGACACGCUGUCUUAGCUUCAAGUGCGUCAGAGCGAAUUCUUAUUUUUUAAGAAAUUCUCUUGAGAAGCUGAGAUAAAAAAAAAUGCAACAUCAUGUGUCUAUUAUUGUUUUUCUUUUGUAAAAUAUGCAAGUUUUUAUUUUUUAUUUUUAUUUUGUUUUUCAGCAGCAGUGUGAGAUAUUUUUGUACUGAUAUACGAACAAUGCAUUAUAUUUUAUUUCUCAUUAUUUUUAAACUUAAACUUCUAUUUUUGCUACAAGAGAACCAUUUAAAGUCAUUUCUCCUUUUGUGUCAAGGUAAAAAAAAAAAGAAAAUAAUAAUAAUUAUAUAAUUGUAGUAAUUUUAUUUAUUUAAAAAAAUGCAAUAGACAAUCAUAAUUGUGUUAUUUAUUCGUGACGAGAUAGCAUAGAAUUUCCUUAAAUACAUUUUUCAAGGUUUUAUUUUUUUUAUUAUUUGGCUUUUUUCCUGCCAUGACCUCAAAUUUUUAAAUAAUAAUGGAAAAAGUUUUACUGACUAAAGAAGUGACUUUAAGUGGUUUUAUUAAAAAACAACAACAACAACAAAAAAAAAAAACAUGCCCAAAUUCAUGAAUAAUGUUUAGUAAAAUGUUCAUGUCCUUUGCAUCACCGUGAGAGUAUUACAGCAAGCUGCAUCACAUGGAUGUGAAACACGGCGUCAUUAAAAUGAGACGAUUUGUGUGCAUUUGAGAAACAUUUGAGAAUUCUCUUAAGUCAGAAUUUUUUUGGUGCUGGGUUAAUUCUUGAAUUAAAUAAAUAACAGGAAAAAAAGAUUAACAUGUCCUUUAAAGGAUGAGAUUUUUUUUGCUGCUCUUUAAUUUUUGCAUUUUCUCUUGUGUUGUUGUAUUUGUCGUUUGCAUGUUACUUUUGUUUCUCUGUAAUGUCCAAUGAAAAAAAGUCUAAUAGAGAGUAGAAAUUACAUAGCUGUAGAAAAGAGAGCAAUGUUUUCCUUAAAAUGUAUUAAAAAUGUAUUUUUUUCUUUUUUUUAUCACCAAAAAUUCCUUUCACAUUUCUUCAUACCUUAAAAAAAUUAACCUUCAUCAUGACGUCUAAACAAAAAGGGCUUUUUAUAUAAAAAAACAAAACAGGAACUCUUUAAUUUUAAUGAAUGUAAAUACCAAUGAGCUUCUUUAAAAAAUAUCCAAAAAGUAAACAAAUAAACACUAUUUUAAAGUUUUGUAAUUUUGCAAAAUCUAAAUGUCAUCAUCGGUAUAAUAUCACUAGCAAAAUAGUUUAUUUAUUUAUAAUUGGUUGAGAAUAAAGAUCAGGGGAGAACGAAGUCUGUAGUGGUGAAAUACUGUAGCGUGCUAAUCCUGAAAUAAUUUAGCUUUUUAAAUAAGCUAUUUUUUAUCAUACUGUAAACAUUUUAUUUAUAUCAGCUACCAAAGAUAACAAUGGACAUCUGUGGUUAGACUGUGCUCACUGACAGAGUGCGCUAUUGCAGCUUUUUAAUAGCCAACUAAUUAGCUAAUUAGCGGCUAUCAUAUAAGAUUAGCGCUCUGUAUAAGUCAGCACGCUUGCCAGUGAACACUUUAUUUUAUUUACACACACAUUCAAACGUACAUAGCUGCUGCUGUUUUUCUCUUUUGGAAUCAACACACAUGCACACAGUGCAUUAUGGGUAAUUUAUGUUUCCUCAGCCAUUUGGAAUAAAAUACAAGAACUUUUUUAAAUUACAGAAUAUAAAACAUUGUUGAACAGCAUCAAUAUCGAGCAAAAUAAAUAAAAAUUUUACACUUAUGCAAAUUUUACUUCAUCUAAUGUAAAUUUUACUAGAUCUAAAGACACUACAGCGCCAUUACAGAUCAUUAUUUCAUUAAUUUUUUUCCGUAUAAAUUUAAUUUUCUUUGUUUUUUUAAUAAACGUUGACCCUGAAAUCAAGAUGGGAGUUCUGUUCAUAUUUUUCUUUUCUUAAUCCAGAACUAAAUCUCUCUUUUUCCUUUCUUUUUUCUUUUUAACUUUUUCCCUGUUUUUUAUGUUGUUGUUUGUCAGUGUGAUUUAUAAUUUGUUUCAAACAAAGUAUAUUUCACAGGUUCAAAACAUGCAGCUCACCUCAUGAAGGAAGCAAAUAUGGGUUUUAAUCAAGGAUUAUACUUGUUUUUUCUUUCUUUUUUUUCAAUAAAGAGCUUAACAACUAUCUAAAAAUACUACAAAUCCAAAACCAAGUUUUGAAACUAUGAAAUGAUGCGUUACAUCACAGUGUUCUUUUUUAUAUAUAUAUUUUUAUGUUAUUUAUGGUUUUCUCCAACAAAUGUAAAUUUUUGUUCUUUUAAAACGAUGUGUGAAGUUUGUAAUCAUCUUUUUUUAUGCAAGUUUCAGGGUUCUUUUGUUUUUCAUCUGUCCAACAAAAAUAAUACUCGUUUAAUUUCAUAACUAAUAUAAUAUAGAACUACUUCUAAUAAUGAAGUAACAUUAAAUUAAAAAAACCAAGAGAUUAAGUAAAUAUUUCUAAGCAGUUGUUUAAAUAAUAAAUGCAUUUUUUUUCUUCUUUUUUAUUUUAUUUUAAUGUUCACAUCUCCUGCUUCCUGGCCAUGCCCACAUAAUAAAUUUUUAAACAUCAGAAAGAAAAAAAAAGAUGACUUUGAGGUGUAUAUUUAGACUUUUUUUUUUUUUUUUUUUUUUACAAUAAAACAACACAAGUUUUAUUUUUUUUUUUUUCUUCUUGCCUUGUAAAGUUUAUUUCAUAGUUUCAAAACACUCAGCUGCUAUAAUAGGAGAGUCAAGCAGUUCAGGAGAUAAAAGUCACACUGACCAGGACUUAAUUGCGAAAUGUGCCUCAGAAAAAGAAAAAAAAAUCCACUGAAGCAGGUGAUACUGUCUGCUGUAGCACAAUGCUACAAUGCUAGUUUUUACCUGUGAAUAAAACACAGCAGGCCUUAUGUUUAUAAACAAUUAAGUUCAAAAGAAAAUUGCAUUUUUUAAACAUAGGAAUAAUUUUCAUAUUAAAACUAGCAACAGUUAGCAUAAAGAUACUGUUAGCAUUAGAAUUACGAUGUUUUACUCUUAAGCACAUGGGCAAUUUCUGUGAAAUCUUUGAUGGACUUUUGGAGCUUAAACCAGUAAAUCUCAUCCACUGAGUUGUCCUUGGUUGAGGAGAUCUUUUGGUCGUCCAGAACUUUUCCAGGUUUGAAUCGUUCAUCGUGUUUAUCAUGCAAAAGUUUGGCUGAUCUCUUGAACUGCUUUUUUUGUUUAAAAAAACAAACAAACAUGUUCCUUAUUUAUAAUAUUACACAUUUUGUACAGUUAUCAAAAGAGUUUUCAUAUUAUGGUUUGCUUUGAUGUCUGCAUGUCUUCCUGUGCCACUGCAGAUUUCUUUUUUUCUUCUAUUGUUCUUUUAGUUGUUGAUAAAAACCUUUUACUUUUUCUCAGUUUUUUGCUCUUUUAUAAAUAAAUUUUUUUUUAA
Messenger RNA from Clarias gariepinus (North African catfish), 5003 nucleotides. RefSeq names its product RNA binding motif, single stranded interacting protein 2a (gene rbms2a). Bases 48 to 1250 code for a protein of 400 amino acids. The transcript is spliced from 14 exons. The record is from RefSeq and is a predicted model, not a curated record. NCBI's taxonomy places the organism in Eukaryota, Metazoa, Chordata, Actinopteri, Siluriformes, Clariidae. Gene Ontology annotation, cellular component: cytosol. Gene Ontology annotation, molecular function: mRNA binding.